Molecule: messenger RNA, 825 nt
Organism: Melampsora larici-populina 98AG31
Lineage: Eukaryota; Fungi; Basidiomycota; Pucciniomycetes; Pucciniales; Melampsoraceae
Exons: 5
Coding region: 1-825 (274 amino acids)
Source: RefSeq, a predicted model, not a curated record
AUGGCGUCUGCGAUCGUAAUCCAUCCUAUCCAAGCGCAAUUCACCGGGCGUAUAGGAAAUGAGAUUCGCAACCUCCGGCAAAACGACAGCGGCUUCACAACAUUCAGCGCAAAGAUAUCCAUACCUGGCGCGACAAAGAAUGCUGCAGCGAUCGUUGACGUGGAAUUGACGACACUAUUGAAAUAUAACAUUGACAUGAAUGUGGGUGAUCUUUACACGAUCAGUUGUAAAUUCAUUGCCUCCAAUACGCCACGCAACGAUACUCUGCACUUCUGCAAAGACAGUUGCGUCAAGUUGCUCAGCGCAGAAGAAAGCGGAUCGACUUUCGACAACAAUGCAAUGGGCAGAAUCAGUAUGGUAGCCUUAGGUACCGUCGUUGCGAAAGAAAUUCUACCAAACCCAGAAAACGAGUCUGAGGUCUCGGUCGUGCUGACAGUGAAAGCGGUGGAUAUUGAUCCAGUCAGUCGAAGCCCGGUCACAUGGAUCAGUAGGCAUUAUGUUGGAACGGUCUCCGGCACGACGACACUCGACCAAGAUUGCGCAAUCGGAACCGAAGUUGAAUUAGCUGGGAUGGUCAUAGGCUAUGACCCAGCCACCUUCACGUGGAUAUUGAAGGCGUACUCAAUGACGGUAUUCGGCGCCACCAUUCCCACUGGGGUCCCUGCAUGGAAACAAACGGCGACAGAGACCGCCACCAUUCAACAUACGUCGGUGUCACAUUGGGAAAAUCAGUACAUAACCGGACAGUAUGUUGACGCCAGUUCUGUGACACCUCAUGCGAAUAGAUCAUUGGAAGGCACAAAAUUGUCAAUAUCGAUGGGUUAG